Molecule: messenger RNA, 1642 nt
Organism: Amaranthus tricolor (Joseph's coat)
Lineage: Eukaryota; Viridiplantae; Streptophyta; Magnoliopsida; Caryophyllales; Amaranthaceae
Product: transcription factor BIM2
Exons: 7
Coding region: 318-1157 (279 amino acids)
Biological process (GO): DNA-templated transcription
Molecular function (GO): protein dimerization activity; DNA-binding transcription factor activity
Source: RefSeq, a predicted model, not a curated record
CAAUUCAACUUAUAAUUUGAUCAUUUCACUCGAUUCGAUUAAACUUUGAUAAACAUAAAGCAAAACACUAAUACAAUAACAAAUCCUUAUUACUUUUAAACACCCAUAAAUUAAGGGGAAAGAAAUUACAAAUCACCAAAUAGAUAGAAAAAAAUUAGUAUAUUUUAUUUAACACAAAUAGACUAGAUGUCUUUUGUUUUAAGAAAUCUUCCCCCUUUUCUCGUUCUAAUUUCUAGGGCACCAAUCUACCAUUUUUAUUUUUUAUAUUUAUAUUCACCCGCCAUAACUGAAAUCUUUCCAGCUUCCUCCCCUAAACAAUGGUGAGAACUGUAAUACCUCCUCAUCACCAGCAUCACGAAGAUAAUGACGCCGAAGAUAUUGCUACUGAUACCGACACUUAUCCUCACCGAGAAGGCAAAAGCGCGGAGCAUAAACCUAAUAAUUAUAGGUUAAAACAUUCCGAGACUGAACAGCGUCGGAGGAGUAAAAUCAAUGAAAGGUUCCAAAUAUUGAAAGAUCUGAUUAUCCCUAAUGAUCAAAAGAGAGAUAAAGCUUCACUCUUGCUAGAGGUUAUAGAGUACGUUCAAUAUCUACAAGAGAAGUUACAAGUGUAUGAAGGGUCCUAUCAUCAAAAAGCCAAUCAUGGGCUAGUGGACAACUAUGUUAAUCAUUCACAGGCCAUGAGAAAUGGCUUUUUGGACGAGAAUACUGCAAUUCAACCCAUGACUAGCAUGCAAGGCUCAGUAGAAUCAGAGUACAGUGGAGAAUUUCCUCACCGAGCAGAUCAUGCUACUGGGUCAGUGAAUGCUGUUGUACCCUUGAGCAUUCCCUUGCAACCAUGUCCAUACCCUCCUGGAAAAGGAUUGCAGCUUAUUGAGAAUCUUUCUUCCCACCCUGAACCAUCUACAGCCAAGGGUUUUACUAUAGUUACUGAAGAUAGGACAUUUGAUCGGGGUUCAAUUAGUGUUUCCGAUGUUUAUUCUCAAGGACUACACAAGAGACUUGCCCACUCACUGCAGACUUCUGGAGUAGAUAUAUCACAUGCCAACAUCUCAGUUCAACUUGAUGUUGGCAAACAAGUACGUAGGUGCUCGAAUUCUGUUGCACCAUCUACAGAGUGUCUUCGGAAUGGGAAUAGCUUUGUAUUGUUCCUAUGAUGCCUAUUGCUUUUUCAAGAUGGUGACAAUCGGACUUCAAACUGUUAGCUCAUAUCAAAGGCUAUGGAGCUAAGUGCUAAGGAGCCUGUUCAGCCUGCCAAGCGACUCCACACAGGAGAAAGCUAGUUAGUUUAUUUAUUAUUUAGCUCUUUUUAUUAUGUGUGUUUGUUUAUAGGGUUUUGGCUCUUCAUUCUAGUGUUCAUUUGCUCUCUCUUGGCCAAGGGCAAAAAGAACCAGUUCAAGUUAGAUUUAGAGUUUUGGGUUGUCUAUUUUAAUCACAUCGACCACAACCACCUGAUUGUAGAUUCCGUUGUACAUGUUUUUUGUGGUAAUUGGUUCUAUUAAUGAUAUGCUAAUUUAUGGUAAUAAAUGCUUGCAAUUCUCUUGUAUUUCUCACAUUGCUUGGGAAUGUUCAUUUCCACUGUUUCCUUCAGCGGUUAUCAGCAGUCCAUGUAAUAUUAUUUCGAAAGGAUUUAGUGAUGGAA